This is a messenger RNA of Vitrella brassicaformis, 2571 nucleotides long. The record is from the annotation of a GenBank genome assembly. Lineage: Eukaryota; Vitrellaceae.
GCCACUCUCUCACUGCCAUCGAUUGGCUCCCCUGUGCCGCCUCUGUAAGUUCUUUCACACAUUUGACUCGUGCCCGGAUAUGCAGGCCCAGGCGACUGCUUCUCGUUUUGCCUUGCUUUUCGCCGCGGCGUUCCUGGGCGUCUUCCUCAUUUCCUCCUUUGUCGGCGUGUAUGUGAGUUCGCGGGGAUGGCUGAGCUCGAGCCUCAGGGGAAUCGUGUGCACGUCAGGGGCCGGACCAGCGCCAAAGCAGCGGGAAGUGCCUGUAGAUCAGGUGAGCUGCGCAGAAUGCGAUGCACAUUUAUUUGGACUGCUUAUGUUUGGUGUAGCUGGUGGUGUCACAUGUCAGCGGCUCUCUUCAACUUCCCUACCGUGACAGACAAGGAAUACAAAGCACUUUGGCUGGCCCAAACACACGUACACCGAAGUUGCCGUCGCGGCAGACGAAUGGGAAGCGCAGGAGCCGACGCCAGCGGCGGUGGACGUUGGUCCAGCUGACCUGCCUGUGGAUGUACCCGGCGACGGCGUAGAGGUGACUGUUGUCAUUGACAAAGGCAAAGACAACACCGACACUGACACUGACACUGACACUGACACCGACACAGAAAGAGGUAACCGAGCACCCCUCGCUGUACAUACACUUCCCACGUCUUCCAACGUCUUCCCCCUUUUAAUGGCGUGCCAGGGAAGGUACUCGAGCACAUCGUCGUGACGUUGAAGCAGGAAGAGGAGGGUGCGUCAACAAGCGAAGGUAAAGGUGAAAGCACAGGGCAAAUGAGAUCGAUGGCAGCCAUUCACGUUGUGCGUUGAUGUGUGUCGCUCCCGAUUGCAAACACAGCUCAGGAUUGCACAGGUCAGGGUUCGCACUUACAUGCAAUCUAGUCGUCUCCUGUCUCUCCCCGUGUGGCCGCUCUCUGUCUGCAGGUGUCACUCCGUCACUUGCCGACUUCCAGCUGGUGGACCUGAACAGAGGGCAGUCCGAGGGCAGCGCCAAGGUGAUAGAAGACGGCACGACUGACUUUGUGGUACCCGCUGAGAUGGGUAUGCACUUCACCUUCACGGCCGUCCCCGAGUCGGCCUGCGUCACAGCCGUCCAGUUCCUCCUCUUUGACUACCAAGUGGGCAGAGACACUUAUGAAUCGUACUUGAUUGAUACGUGUUUGCUCUGGUCUGCUGUGUGUGUGUGGUGUGUAUUAAGGGAAACUUCAUGGAUUGGGACACGUAAGGCCACAUACACAUACACCCACACGUCCUCACACGCACAAUUGAUGGCCUUGCUGCUCAGCACACGAGAUCCUCCCUAUCUCGAGAGGGCCACCCAGGGCGCCAAGGGAGGAGCAUUCACGGCCUUCGGCAACAGCGAGCCGCCCGCUGGAUCGGAGGCGAUGGCUCUGCAAGCUCAUUUUACUAAGGGCGCGAGUGAGGCCAUCGGCUCGCCGGGCAUGUUCACACUCGCAGCGACGCCGUUGAAUGGAGAGAUCGAGGGCAAGGACACCGAAAUCACAUUUAAGCUGCGCAGCAAGCCUGAGAGGGGGAGACAGGAAGGAGAAUGACUUCGUUGGGUGUGUGUUGUAGUCACGAUUCCCGUGACUCCUGAGCAGAAGAACACAUUUCUUGGCCAAUACUGAGAUAUCUCGGCAUGGUCUUUUUCUAGCGCUAGUCGUGGCGGCGAUACGUGAUUUACUCGUCAGUAAAUUCCUUGUCCACCUUUUGCCUCUCUUUUCUUUUUUUCCGCCCCCGUGUUCUUCGUGCACUUUUAAGCGUUCGUGGCAAUUUGUUGGUGUAUGUGAGUGUGUGUGAGUGUGUGUGAGUGUGAGUGUGAGUGUGUCCUGGGUGCAAUUUUUGAAGUGGGACCCAGAGUGUUCGUACGAGAGCAGCCGCUGUGCACAGCCUGCAUGCCUGUGACUUGACGCGACUUGCCUCCCAACACUCGCAGGCCAGACAUGCACCCAUGUGGUUCUCCUGCCACCCAUACCACUGCAUAGCUUCGUGUGUAAAGCGGGGUCCGUGUGUAUGUGUCUCUCUCUCUCUCUCUGUGUGUGUGUGUGGUUGUCUGUCUCCUUGUCGAUGCUACCCUGCUGCCUCUUUUUCUUGCUCCUUCCACCUGCACGGCUCAAACAGGCCGGCAGGGGAAAGACCUUUAUCCGUACCAUCCAUCCAUGUGUGCUGAUAGGGGAGGGCGUCGUGCAGUGUGCUCGUUUGGUGCUUUAGAGGUUCGGAGGUCACGCCUUGUGACCUCUGAUGUGUGAGUGCACGUCUUGUCACGCCUGCGUGCACACACAGAUCUCUGUCUGUCUGUUGGGUGCCCAGUCUUGUGUCUGAUGUACUUUGUGUGUCGGAUAGACCAUCCGUGUUCGUACCUUUGUGCCGUGAGGCCGAUGUGUUUUCCUGUCUGUGUCUUUUCGUGUGCGAAAGUGUGACGGACGGAGACACCAAUGCAGUCCAAAUAUUCGGGCAAGAGAAACGAAGUGAGCAGAGGUUUUUGGCGUCUCCAAUCGAUCAGCCUGCGGAGGCACGGAAGCACGGCCCUUGCUCCCAUAUUCUGUGGAGGGCGAUGAAUGACGUGAAGCUCUG